This is a messenger RNA of Aspergillus versicolor CBS 583.65, 684 nucleotides long. RefSeq lists its product as uncharacterized. The transcript has a single exon. The coding region runs from base 1 to 684 and encodes 227 amino acids. The record is from RefSeq and is a predicted model, not a curated record. Lineage: Eukaryota; Fungi; Ascomycota; Eurotiomycetes; Eurotiales; Aspergillaceae.
AUGAAUAGCUCUUCUCAGACAAACAUAGCUGGGUCAGGACUCGACCUAAAUUUCUACACAUCACGAGAGGAUGUGGACGAGUGCAGGCGCAAGGAGAUUGAAUUUCGAGAGGAUACACUGAAAGGAGAAAAAGGAAAUAUGGUCCACCACUUCAACUGGGAAGGAAGACCUGUCUGCACCCGAAGCAAUACUCCGCCGGAGCAUUCACUCUUCGUCCUGAUGUGCCUGCCUAGGGUGGUCCCCAGGGGUGCGUCCAACGAGCUAUGGCACAAAAUUAUCAUGAGAUGCGCAAUGGUAUACGUUGACCCGGUCGUCAUCUAUAAUGAGGGUGCAGAUAUCCCCAAGAGUCCACGGAUGUUGCUCCGCUAUGCAAAGAACCGGACGGUAAAGUUCUAUACCCGGCAUGGCUCGUGGUACCAGAGCAAGAAGGAACGCAAGGAUAUAUUGGACGAUGAAGGGGACGUUGAAUUUUACAUGGACAGAGAUUUGGGCGUUGGAAAUGGGUUUGUUGAGUGCUCCGCUGUAAAGUCGAGACAUCAGCGGUUCAAGGAGGAGGAGGCUUUACAAUCGUUGGCUGAUAAACGGAAAAGAAAAAAGCGCAACCUGCCAAAACGAAUUGAGGACCUGCGUCGGCCUUGCAGGCCCUCUCUCCUCAGAUACUGCACUGCUGCCGACGAGCUGUAG